Molecule: messenger RNA, 3920 nt
Organism: Westerdykella ornata
Lineage: Eukaryota; Fungi; Ascomycota; Dothideomycetes; Pleosporales; Sporormiaceae
Product: P-loop containing nucleoside triphosphate hydrolase protein
Exons: 5
Coding region: 169-3831 (1220 amino acids)
Biological process (GO): regulatory ncRNA-mediated heterochromatin formation
Cellular component (GO): nuclear RNA-directed RNA polymerase complex
Molecular function (GO): helicase activity
Source: RefSeq, a predicted model, not a curated record
CGCGUCAGCUGGGCGUGCGCGGCCGGGCACUGUUUGCAUCGUACCUUCCCAAAAUCGACCGGAGAAACCCUCUGCACGCGUCUGUCCUCCACAACACAACACCACCACCACACACCAGUGAUAGCCUCUUCAAUCCACCUGUAGCUUGCCCAACGACUUUCUUUCAGAAUGCCAGGGAGGAGAGACCGCAAGCGUCGCCCUCAGCAUCACCUCCAGCUCCAGCACGAGCGUCGGCAAGAGGACGUCAACAAUAUGUUUUCGACGCUGGCCAGCAUCGCAGAUGAAGAGAAUGGAGAACUGAAUGCUCACCUGACCGAGAGAUUCGGCAUGAUGGUGAUUGCCGACAUCAACGACUCGCGCCUCCGGCCGCCUACCACGCGGGUAGUUAAAACCACGAACGAGAUUCGUGAAUACUACAAGGAACCACAGGCGCCUGUGGUCGGUGGAAACUGGGUCAGCAAGCCCGAGAUCCCCACCCCAGACGAGAUAAUGAUGCCGUCUCAUGCGGUGGACAACCGUGAGACCAUCAUCGAUGUAACAGAAGGGAAAAGCCCACUGCGUCCGAAUAAGGUCCUCGGUGCCUACGAGAGCAUCGAUGAGUACCUGGGGACGCAGUAUGAUCUCAUAAGAGAAGAUGCCAUCGGUCCGCUGCGGGAGGCCGUCAGACAAGUUCGCGAGUCGCCGUACCUCGAUGAGGUCGAGUAUGAAGGCGGCAGCAUCGGAUUGUAUGAGCCAGUCUAUAUCACUUCAGUCAUCUUUUCUCCGCGCGGAUUGGCCGUCAGAAUCGCCUUCUCCCUAAGCCGAGUCAAGAAAUAUAUCCGCUGGGAGCAGUCGAAGCGUCUGAUCACGGGCACCCUCGUGGCUCUGUCACCAGCAGACGAUUGCUUUCAGUCCAAAUGCUUGCUCGCUACGGUUGCCGCCAGGCCUCUGUCUGCGCUACAGCAAAAUCCACCCGAGAUCGACCUUUUCUUCGCCCGCCCCGAGGACAUAUCGAUAGACCCCAUGCAAAAGUGGAUUAUGGUUGAGGCUCGGUCAAGUUUCUAUGAAGCCAGCCGCCAUACCCUACAGGCACUUCAGCAUAUGAGCCGGGAACCAUUCCCUCUCCAAGAGCACCUUGUCGGCUUGGACAAGAACAUAGAAGCACCAAGGUAUCUGCAAAAAAAUCCAUAUGUCGACAUGAGUCCCCUUGUUGCUAUGAACGAGGAGGACGCAUUCCAAAAUAUCAACGUUCUUACGGACUGGCCUGACUCGAAUGCCCACGGGCUCGAUAAAUCCCAAUCAGAGGCGCUGAGAAUGAUGUUGACUAAACGCCUUGCUACUGUCCAAGGCCCGCCUGGUACUGGCAAGACCUACGUUUCCGUCGCGGCCUUGAAGAUUCUUCUGGCGAAUACGGCAAGAGAUGACCCACCUAUCAUCGUCACUUGUCAAACGAAUCAUGCACUUGACCAGUUGCUGCUUCACGCUGCAGAGUUUGAAUCUCAGUUCAUUCGACUCGGCGGCCGCUCAAAAGAUAGGGGCAAGAUCAAAGAACGCACUCUGUACGCAGUCCGUAUGAGCUUCUCCCAACCCAAGACUCCACAUUCCCUUCGAUUGCAGAGCCUAGCAGCGCAUAGGCGGUUGACUAAGGAAAUGCAACUGUUGUUGGCCCCAUUGGAAGCUGGUCAACCUCCCUUGGACCACAGACUGCUUAUGAGGCUUGGGGUGCUUACCGUGAAGCAAGGCGAAUCCCUGGAAAUGGACUCCUUAUGCGCUAUGGGUAUCCCCGCCGAUUCUCCGGGCAUUCAAAUGGAGCAGUGGAUCGGGAGAUCUUUGGUUCCUUGCACUCAUCCAAUGCGUCCAGACGACUUCGGCACACAAUUUGAAGAGGAUGAUUUCGAGGUGGAGCAGCUUCAGGAACUUGAGGCAGAAGCUGUGGCGCAAGACGACGAGGACUUUGAGACACUGAGGGGGGAGCGGACUCUGCUCAAUGACAACGUCAGAGGCAAGCCAGGAACUCGUGAAGAUGAUGAGCUCAUCGAAUUGCUAAGACACACUGAUGACCUCUACACUAUCCCUGUCAGGGAUCGCGGCUCUCUCUACAACUAUUUCCAAAGAGAGACAAAACGGCUGCUUUGCGAGAGGUUCCGUGUGCUCGCAAAAGAGUAUCAAAAAAUCGUUCUGCAACUCAAGAUAGCACGUUGGGAGCAGGAUUACGGGAUCUUGCGAGAUCAGAAGUUGAUCGGGAUGACUACGACGGGUCUCAGCAAAUACCGCGCACUUAUUGCUGCCCUCCAUCCAAAGAUUGUCAUGGUUGAGGAAGCUGCAGAGACACUUGAAGCUCCAGUGACUGCGGCCUGUCUCCCAUCUCUAGAACACCUUAUUCUGGUCGGUGAUCAUCAGCAGCUGCGGCCUCAUUGUCAGGUCCGGAACCUUGAAGAUGAGCCGUUCAAUCUCAACUUCUCGCUCUUCGAACGUAUAGUUCUCAAUGAACUCGAAAUGGCUUGCCUCACAAGGCAGCGACGGAUGAUUCCGGAAAUUAGACGUUUGCUCCAACCUAUCUAUGGAAAGAAUCUCGAAGACCAUCCGACGGUGAAGAACUCGAAUAACCGUCCACCUGUGGAGGGCAUGGGAUGUGUUAACUCGUUCUUCUUUCACCACGAAUGGCCAGAGUCCGUCGACGGCAACAGGUCAUCCAUGAAUGAAAAAGAGGCCGACAUGAUUGUAGGAUUCGUUGACUACCUCGUCCUAAAUGGCAUCGAUCCUGCUAAAAUCACCGUCUUGACAUUCUAUAACGGUCAGCGAAAAUGUAUUGCCAGCAAGUUAAGCAAUCACCCGAACCUGAAGAGUCCCCACAUAGCACCAAUCAAGGUGGUAACGGUUGACUCCUACCAGGGGGAGGAAAACGAUAUCGUUAUCCUCUCACUAGUCCGAUCCAACAAGCGGCACAAUAUCGGCUUCCUGUCUGUUGACAACCGCGUGUGUGUCGCUUUAUCACGCGCAAGGAGAGGAUUCUAUCUGUUUGGCAAUGCAAGAAUGCUAGCCUGCGAAAGUGCUACGUGGGCUGAAGUCGUGGAGACUAUGUAUGGAAAGAAGGAGUCAAGUAAAGAGGACAAGCGUCGACAUCUAGGAUUCUUUCUCCCAUUGCAAUGCCAGAGACAUGAGCGUAAAGUCUUCAUGCAAGAGCCUGAAGACUGGGAACUAAUCAACGGUGGGUGUGAUAUGAAAUGUCGCUGUCUGCUGCCGUGCGGGCAUAUCUGCAUGAAACGCUGCCAUCCAUUCGCCGCAGAUCUGAUCAACUGCACGCAGAAGUGUACGAAACGAGUGGAAAUGUGCGGCCAUCCAUGCACUAAGCUUUGCUGCGAGCAAUGUGCCUGUCAGAGAUGCGAUAUCCGUAGCGACGGUACCCAUCCCAUGCUGAAACCCAUGCCGCGGAAUGGCGCGCGGGCUCCCAAGCAGUUGCCUCCGCCUCCACCUGUUCCUCUGCUGGGCGAGACUUCGGGAGAUCCGAGCCACGGUGUCGGGGACUGGCAUGCCUACGCCAACGGAGGCCACGCAGCCGACGAUGCCGAAUUCGUCCGCAAACUGCAAGAGGGGAAUACGAAGUAUGUCGAAACUAAAACUGCAGCCGAAGCUGCCGACACGGGGAAAUUGAUCGAGCUGUCACCGGCCACGGAGAAAGUUGCAGCAUCAUCACAGAAUGCGGAGCUUUUGAUCGAUGUGGAUGCAGGUGUUGGGGGUGGUUCUCAGACUUUGGAGGCCCAGCCGAAUGGAACUUCGUAUGCUGCUGCUGCUGCUGCGGGCAAAAAGGGCAAGAAGAAGAAGACCAAACCUGUGCAGAAUCUGCUGGAUUAGGCGUCUCGCGCGCCUGCCUGGCAGAACUUCUACUACGCUAUGCUAUCCCGUGGUCAGGCUUCCUGGAAUGGACGUGGUAGAGAAUACGG